Phoenix dactylifera (date palm) is the source of this 1350-nucleotide messenger RNA. The record is from RefSeq and is a predicted model, not a curated record. Lineage: Eukaryota; Viridiplantae; Streptophyta; Magnoliopsida; Arecales; Arecaceae.
UUAUGUUAUAAAUAAUUAAUAUUAAUUGCUUCUUUUUUAUUUUAUUUUUGUCGCCACCACCUCCAAAGCUCUCACCUUUACCUUUCUUCCUCCCCUGUUUCCUCGAAUUCUCACGCCAUUUGCCCCAAAAUUCCUCGGUCCGACCGACCGAGCUCGUUCCAUCUCCGGCUAUUUCCGAGCAAGUCUUGGAUUUUUUUUUUUUUUUUGUUCGCUCCGAGCCAUCGAUUUCGAUCGAAAAUGGGAAAAAAUUCGAUCCUUUGAGGCCAAUUUCGGGGCAUCUUCUCCAUUCUUAGGGUUCCUCCGGGCUCUCUCGGUUCGAUUCGUUUCUUGGCAGAUAAAUCUCCUAUCUUUGCUUCUUCCCGUUUUUCUGACUGCGAUCAGGCGAAAAAAUCGCUCUUUCUCGAUUCUUAGCUGAAAUUUCCGGUCAUCGUUCUCUGUUUGCUAAUCUUUUUGUCUUGAAUUUUCUCUGUUUGAAUCAUCCAAAAAAAAUCUCUUUUUCUUUUUCUUCGAUUUUCGCUAGAAAGUCGGCAUUUUUCCCGCUCAGUCUCAAAAAUCUCUUUUUUCUUCGAUUUACAAGUCUUUCUAGGGUUAACUUAUAAUUCUGUGAUCCAGUUCUCGCUUCAAUUACCAUCGAUCUUUUCUUCUCUCGAGAUAUAUAUUUCUGGGAUCCUUUCCAUCUAUCUUAGAACAAUCAAAUGGCCCAAGAAAGCUGUAAUCUUGACAAAGAUGAGGCCGAAAUCCUGAAACCCUCCUCUUCUUCCUCCCCUUCUCCUUCUCCACCCUCUCCUCCUCCGUCCUCGUCAUCGCCGCCUUCUUCUCUAUUCAUGAACCCCUGCGAAGAAUUCCCGGUGCAGAGGCCCGAGAGGCCGGAAUCUCCGGCCGCCGCGGCCUCGCCAGCCGCCGCCGUGGUCUCGAGCACGCCAAAGCCCGACGAAGAAGCUCAGUCACCCGUUCGGUUUAGUAACAGGUGCUCCACCUGCCGGAAAAGGGUUGGCCUGACCGGAUUCCGGUGCCGAUGCGGCGAUCUCUUCUGCGGCCGCCACCGAUACUCCGACACCCAUGACUGUUCUUUCGAUUACAAGACGGCCGGGAGGGAGGAGAUUGCGAAGGCCAACCCUCUUGUUAGAGCUGCUAAGAUCAUCAAGAUCUAAGGUUUAAAAUUUUAUGUUCUUAAUAAUUUUCCUUUUUCGUUCGCAUCCUUAUAUCUGCUUGUUUUCCCCUGUAAUCAGUUGUUGGGACUAAAUAUCUAGUUGUUUACACCACAAUUAUUAGCUUUCAUGAGCAUUUAAGUUUGGAUCUAUGAAUUUUAAUAUAUGCUUUUCUGAUUGGAAUCUCAUGGUUGUUAGAUAA